Molecule: messenger RNA, 9788 nt
Organism: Mobula hypostoma (lesser devil ray)
Lineage: Eukaryota; Metazoa; Chordata; Chondrichthyes; Myliobatiformes; Myliobatidae
Gene: ubr2
Product: ubiquitin protein ligase E3 component n-recognin 2
Exons: 47
Coding region: 45-5321 (1758 amino acids)
Biological process (GO): ubiquitin-dependent protein catabolic process via the N-end rule pathway
Molecular function (GO): zinc ion binding; ubiquitin protein ligase activity
Source: RefSeq, a predicted model, not a curated record
GAUGAUCAUUUCCGGUGCUGCCGGCCUUGGGCCUACGAGCGAAGAUGGCCGCUACUGAGUCAGAAGAGGUUCCGUCUAUCUCGAAGUUUUUAAUGGACUGUUCGCCGAAGGACAUCGCCUUGAACUGGCUUCAAGCAACAGAUUUGACUAAGGAUGUGUACCAUCAUCUUGCCUAUUUCGUACCAAAGAUUUAUUGUAGAGACUCUAACCCUAAUCCACUGAAUGAAGAAAUGUUAGCUCAGCAUAUUCUUUUGGGACCAAUGGAAUGGUACCUGUGUGGAGAGGAUCCAGCUGUGGGAAUGAUUAAACUUGAAAAGGCAAAUAAGUCAUUACAGCUUUGUGGACGUGUUUUCAAAAUCGGGGAGCCUACCUAUUCUUGCAGGGACUGUGCAGUAGACCCAACCUGUGUGCUGUGCAUGGAAUGCUUCUUGAACAGCGUGCAUAGAGAACAUAGAUAUAGGAUGACAACAUCAGGUGGAGGAGGUUUCUGUGACUGCGGAGACACUGAAGCUUGGAAGCAAGGUCCAUAUUGUCGAAACCAUGAACCUUCUGGCUCUGCGGCACUGGAGGAGGAUCCUCUGGCACAUUUAUCUGAGGACAUGAUUGGACGUGCCUAUAAUAUUUUUGCAAUUGUAUUCAAAUAUGCAGUAGAUAUGCUAACAUGGGUAGAGGAAGAUAGUCUGCCUUCUGGAUUAGAACCCCUGGAAAAGGAAGAUACUUAUUAUUGCAUGUUAUUUAAUGAUGAAGUUCAUACUUACGAGCAAGUGAUUUACACCCUGCAGAAGGCUGUGAACUGUACACAGAAAGAAGCUGUCAGUUUUGCCACCACCGUGGAUAGAGAUGGUCGUAGAUCGGUUCGAUAUGGUGACUUCCAAUAUUGUGAGCAAGCUAAAACAGUAAUAGUGAGGAAUACGAGUCGACAAACCAAGCCACUAAAGGUGCAAGUAAUGCAUUCAUCUGUUGUUGCACAUCAGGCAUUUGCCAUAAAGUUGUUACUUUGGCUGAGUCAGGUGAUUGGCUACUCAGGUGGAUUAAGGCGAAUAUUGUGCCAAGUGGGACUACAGCAAAGACCAGAUGAUGAUCACUCUUCUCUCAUUGAUAAAUUGAUGCUGUGUGACUCAAAACUAUGGAAAGGAGCACGAAAUAUUUAUCACCAGUUAUUUAUGAGCAGUCUUCUGAUGGAUCUGAAGUACAAGAAGCUAUUUGCAGUUCGAUUUGCAAAAAACUAUGAGAGGUUGCAGACUGACUAUGUGAAUGAUGACCACGAGAGAGAGUUCUCAGUUACCGAUCUUUCAGUGCAAAUUUUCACAGUGCCUUCUUUGGCUCGCAUGCUGAUAACAGAAGAAAACCUUAUGACAACCAUAAUUCAAACCUUCAUGGACCACUUGAUGAGACAGCGAGAUUCUCAUGGUAGAUUUCAGUUUGAAAGAUAUACAACCAUGCAAGCCUUCAAAUUCAAGAGGGUGCAAAGCCUCAUUGGUGAUUUGAAGUAUGUACUGGUUAGCAAACCAACAGAGUGGACAGACAAACUAAGAGAAAAAUUUCUGGAAGGCUUUGAGGUCUUUUUGCAGCUUUUAAGAAGCAUGCAGGGAAUGGAUCCAGUAACAAGGCAAGUUGGUCAACACAUAGAGAUGGAACCCGAGUGGGAGGCAGCAUUUACUUUACAGAUGAAACUCACACACAUUAUUUCUAUGAUUCAGGAUUGGUGCGCCUCAGACGAAAGGGUCCUCAUUGAAGCAUACAGGAAGUGUUUGAUUGUUUUAUUGCAGUGUCAGAAUGGGCCUUGUGAUGGUGAACAGCCUAUCACAUUGAAUAUGUGUGGGCAUUCUGUGGAUACGAUACAGUAUCGUGUGUCUCAGCAUCAAGUCAGCAUCCAUUUACCAGUUUCACGUUUGUUUUCAGGUUUGCACGUGCUCUUAAGCAAAACAGAAGUAGCAUACAGGUUUCCAGAAUUGUUGCCUCUGAGUGAGUUGAGCCCACCAAUAUUGAUAGAACAUCCACUUCACUGUAUGGUGCUUUGUGCGCAAGUUCAUGCUGGAAUGUGGAGGAGAAAUGGAUUUUCCUUAGUCAAUCAGAUCUACUAUUAUCACAAUGUAAAAUGCAGAGUUGAAAUGUAUGAUAAAGAUUUAAUAAUGCUUCAGGCAGGAGCAUCCAUGAUGGAUCCCAAUCAUUUUCUAAUGAUCAUGCUUUGUCGAUUUGAGCUCUUCCACAUAUUUAGUAAUCCUGACUAUGGAAAAAGAUUUAGCUCUGAACACACCAACAAGGAUAUCUUGCAGCAAAACAACAUUCUAAUAGAGGAAAUGCUUCACCUGAUCAUGAUGGUAGUUGGAGAGCGAUAUACUGCAGGAGUUGGCCAAGUGUCACCUGACGAUGAAAUCAAACGUGAAAUUAUACAUCAACUAUGUAUAAGACCAAUGUCACAUAGUGAGCUGGUCAAAGCUCUGCCUGAAGACGAGAACAGAGAAACUGGAAUGGAAAAAGUUAUUGAAUCUGUAGCUUAUUUCAAGAAGCCAGGUUUAACAGGAAGAGGCCUUUAUGAGCUAAAACGUGAAUGCGCCAAGGAAUUUAACGUUUUCUUUUACCAUUAUUCAAGGGCUGAUCAAUCUAAGGCUGAAGAAGCUCAGAGAAAGUUAAAGAAGCUGAAUGGAGAAGACACAGCUCUUCCACCUCCUGUAUUUCCACAUUUCUGCCCUCUGUUUGCCAGUCUGGUAAAUAUCCUUCAAUCAGAUGUGUACUUACACAUUCUGAGAACAGUGUUGCAGUGGGUCGUGGAGCCAAAUGGACAUGCUUGGACUGAGAGCAUGUUACAGAGGGUUUUGCACCUGAUUGGAAUGGCUUUACUUGAAGAGAAACAACAAUUAGAAAGUGCGAGUGAAGACAGCGAUUUUACUUUUAACUUCACUUCAAAAGUCUCACGUCCUGGGGAGGCUCCAGAAAACUCACCUAGUAUUUUGGCAAUGCUGGAAACCUUGCAAAAUGCUCCCCAUUUAGAGGUUUAUAAGGACAUGAUCAAGUGGGUACUUAAGCUUUUUGGAGUUAUUCAAAAGAUGAGAGAACGGAGCAAUUCAAACCCUGUCGUAGAGAUGGAAGGGCACAGUGUGGAGGAGUGUUUACGAGAUAAAGACAAAGCAGAUCGAAAGCGGAAAGCUGAAAUUGCUCGUCUGCGUAGAGAGAAGAUAAUGGCCCAGAUGUCAGAAAUGCAGAGGCAUUUUAUAAAUGAAAAUAGGGAAUUAUUUCAACAGACUCUAGAAGAACUAGAAGCUUCAUCUUCUACUACACCCGACAAUAGCCCAAUAGUUCCUGAUGCUGCAUUGAUUGCUUUGGGUCCCAGACAAACAAAGGUUUUUGAAAAGAAGCAAGUUGUGACAUGCAUCUUGUGUCAGGAGGAACAAGAGAUCAAAGUUAAUAACAAAGCAAUGGUUUUGGCAUCAUUUGUUCAAAGGUCAACUGUCUUAUCAAAGAACAGGACAAGAACCAUUCAGGAUCCAGAAAACUAUGACCCAUUGAUCAUGCAGCCAGAUUUGACCUGUGGCACCCAUAUAGGUAGCUGUGGACACAUCAUGCAUGCCCACUGCUGGCAGAGCUACUUUGAUGCAGUUCAAGCAAAAGAACAGCGUAGACAACAGAGAUUAAGGGUGCACACUAGCUAUGAUGUGGAGAAUGGAGAGUUUCUUUGUCCUCUCUGUGAAUGUUUGAGCAAUACAGUAAUUCCUUUGCUUCCUUCAUCUUGGAGCCCACAGAACAGUAACAAUUCAAAAAGCUUUUCGGGCAUUCCUGUUUUAUCUCAAUGGCUGAAGUGUACUUUGCAACAUUUGAAUGUACUGAGAAAAAUCCAGGAUAAGCAGCCAGUAUCUGCAGAUAACCCCUCCAGUGCCAGUCUGGAAGGAAUUGAAGCCCCUGAGGGAUUUAGACCUGACAUAAAGCCGAAGAAUCCUUAUUCAGAUAGCAUCAAGGAGAUGCUGACAACCUUGGCUACAGCAGCAUACAAAGUGGGACUGAAGGUUCAUCCUAAUGAUCAGGACCCACGCGUCCCUAUAAUGUGCUGGGGAAGCUGUGCAUACACGAUUCAAGCAACAGAGCGUUUCCUGGCAGAUGAAGAAAAGCCACUGUUUGGUCAUCUGCCAUGUAGGCAGGAUGACUGUCUGAAGGCAUUAACCCGAUUUGCUGCAUCACACUGGACUGUGAGUUUUCUGUCUGUGGUUCAGCAACACUAUGCCCGACUGUUAGCAGUUCUAAUACCUGACGACGAUGAUAAGACGCAGGUUCCUCCUUCUAUUCUUGAUGUUGAUAUGUUCCAUUUGUUGGUGAGCUUGGUGCUUUCAUUCCCAACUGUGCACUGUCAUGAUUUCACAGGAGUCAGCUUAGCUGUUGGUGUUCUUCAUCUUUUUCAUUUAGUUACCAUGGCACAUAUUGUACAGAUUCUGCUUACAUCUUCAACAGAGGAAAAUAAUAUGGACCAAGAAAGUACUGAUGGGGAAGAAGAAGCUGCUGCCGUUACUUUGUAUGACAAACUCAGGCAAUACUCAGGAAGUGCCUUGAAUUUCUUGGCCUCGGGUUGGCACCUUUGGCAAUAUAUCAAGACUGGAAUUAUGCCCUAUCUACGAUGUUCUGCUUUGUUCUUUCACUAUCUUAAUGGUGUCCCAGUACCAGUUGAAUUGCAAGAGAAUGGACCACACCACUUUGAACUAUUAUGUCGUUAUCUUUCUCUGCCAAUAAACCUAAUGAGUCUUUUCCAGACAAACAGUGAUACUAUUGAGCCAUUGAUGCAAAGGUGGUGUGGAGCUGCAGAAGUGCAGAGCUUUGUGAAAGGGGAGAGAACAGCUGUUAGUUAUCCUAGAGAGUCAAAUAAAUUGAUAGACCUUCCUGAUGAUUACAGCUGCCUUAUAAACCAGGCCUCUUGUUUUAUAUGUCCAAAAUCUGGUGGCGAUAAAAGUCGUGCACCAACUCUUUGCUUGGUGUGUGGAGGAAUGCUUUGUUCUCAGAGCUAUUGCUGUCAGACGGAGCUAGAAGGUGAAGAUGUUGGUGCUUGCACUGCUCAUACCUAUACUUGCGGUUGUGGAGUUGGAAUUUUUUUGCGAGUUCGAGAAAGUCAGGUCCUCUUUCUAGCUGGAAAAACAAAAGGAUGCUUUUAUCCACCACCCUACCUUGAUGAUUAUGGAGAGACAGAUCAAGGACUGAGACGAGGAAACCCCCUUCAUCUGUGCAAAGAACGAUACAGAAAACUACAAAAACUAUGGCAACAGCAUAGCAUUACAGAAGAGAUUGGUCGUGCACAGGAAGCAAAUCAAACACUAGUUGGCAUUGACUGGCAGCACUUGUGAUUUGUUUUCAAUAGAACUGUAGACACUUGGCACAUCUGAAGCAAAAAAAAACUUUCGAGGGAAGUCGGAGGAUCAGGUUAGAUGAAAUACCUCAGGCUACCCUUUUUUGGAAUACUUGUUCCUGAAUUACAGUAACUUCAAAUGUUGCAUAAUUUUUCACCUGUCAUUAAGAAAAUGUGGAUCGCAUGUGAAGUGCAUUAUUUUAGAUGUCAUUUGCUUUAUUUGCACUUAAAGUCUCCUCGACAGUGAAGCAUUUUUGGGUAAUAAAGCCCACAUUUUCAAAAUAGCUGAAUUUUUUUUGAAUCCAAAUUAUUUAUCAGGUUUUGGACUAAUACAAUAUUGACAUCCAAAGUGUGUUUCUGUGCUCUAUAUAGUCAGUGAUGUUUAAUGAACAAUGUCGGGUCAAGUGAGAAAUAGGUUGCUGGACUUCAAAUGGAACUUUAUUUUUAGUUCUUUCUUUCCCUCUUUAUCCUGUUUUCUUUAGUAGGAUAAAUCAAUUUGCACCAAUUUGUGAAUAUGCAUUUUAAGGUGUGCAUCUGCUUUCAGUCAACUUAUCUAAAACUGAGUAUAUGUAAAAGUUCCCUCCAUUGGAAAAAAGUUAGUUGUCACUUCAGUUUAAGAAUCUUACUAUUUAAUAGUUUAUGGAAAAUGUUCUAAAUGCAUUUGAAGGAUCUAUAGAGCUAUUUUAUAACUUGCAUUUUAUAAUUAUUUUAAAAAUAGCCUCAUUAUUGAAGAGGUCACUGAAAUCAGGGUAGUUGAUAGAAAAUUAACAAUUAAUCAUCUUAAGAUACAAUUAUUAGGAAUGAUGGUAGGUGAAGAGAAAAUGGUUCCAUUUUUAAUUCUUUUUAACUUUGUGUAUGUAAAGCAUUCCAUUAAUAAGUAUUUGCUUAUGAGGAAUGGAUGAAGUCUGGUUUACCAGUUAGAGACAACUAGCAACAACUACCAUGUAAGACUCUAAUUCCUUUGUUCUUUUGUUGGAGUAGAUAAUGAAUUAUUUCAGGUAUUGCUUUCUAGAAAACUAUCAGAAUGAAAUAAACUGAAAAUGGGUCAUAUAAAUGGUAUUUUCCUGGCGGGGCGGGGGGGGUUGGAAAGUGGCAGAACAUUCAGCAUACCUUUAAGCAUUUUAUCCCAUCGGUAUCACGAGUACAAGAUUUUAUUACCUGUUAAGAUGGUUUAGUAAAAUGAGGAAAUAGAUUGUGUUAUACCUUUUUUAAAUACUCAUUCAAGCAGACUACAGCAGACCAUGCAUGUGAUAAAAAAUUUAACUUCUAAUUUGCACUUCUAUGCCUUUGUAUACUAGGAUAAAUGAUUUAGCAUGCAAAUAUGCCAUGUGACAUUUUAAUCUAACUUCAUAAUUGUAGAGUUAAAUGGUUAAAAGAUAAGCCAUUAUCAAACAGAGGAAAACCUUCAUGUUCAUAACCACAUCUUAAGUGUUUAUCAGUACUUAAGGUGAUGAGGAACCUGACAAAUUUGUCUCACCCAGAGUGAUAUUUCAUACAACAUACAUCAAAGUUGCUGGUGAACGCAGCAGGCCAAGCAGCAUCUAUAGGAAGAGGCGCAGUCGACGUUUCAGGCCGAGACCCUUCGUCAGGACUUUUUCAUAGUUUUGCUUAAUUAAGUGAAAUUCCUGAGAUGUAGUAAAAUGGGAAGGAGGAAAAAUCAGUAUUGUCUUUUAAUAGGUAAUGCCUGAUGAUCAUGUUUCAGCACAAAAUAUGUGAUUACUCUUCAACAACACUGCUUUGAACCAUCCUAAAAUAAAGAAGACAAAAAUCCAUUCUUGACUGAAAUACAGUGCAAUAAUAAGUAAUUUUGUUUUAAUGAAUAGAGAUUCAGAAAGGUUACAGAAACAUAGAAUCUCAUCUAUUUGAUUUAUUUCGCGAUGCAGUGCAGAGUAAGUCCUCCUAGCCCUUUGGGCCACAUCGUCCCAGCAAUCCCCAAUUAACCCUAACCUCAUCAUGGGAUAAUUUACAAUGGCAAUUUGACCUCCCCAAUACGUCUUUGGUCUGUGGGAGGAAACUGGGAGACCCAGAGAAAGCCCAAGCAUUCCAUGGGGAGAAAAUACAGAGACUCCUUACAGAAUGGCAGUGAAAUCAAACUCCUAACUCUGGAACGCCCCAAGCUGUAAUGGCUAACCACUACACUACCGUGGCACCCAAACUAAGGUUUGCCAAAAUUCAGAAAAUUUGUUUCAGAAAGAUAAUUUGUUUUCCAUCAUAUCUCAAGUAGGUUCUUAUUUAUUUAAUGCAGUAAACUUCAGGCAUGAUGCCUUGAUUGUGUACCUUUCAUUAUCCUUGAUCUUUCCAUCCUGGCUAUCAUUCUUUCAGCAGAUGGAAAUGGAUGAGAAAACCCAUUUAGUUCCUGCACCUCAAAAGAUACUGUUAGAAUAACAGCAAUUGCUUCUAAAGAUUUUUUUUCCAUUUUCUUCCUGACUAAGACUCCAUUUAAUUUCUUGUUGCUCUGACAUCGGAUGUAUUUCCUGUUGGUUUGAUCAUGUAAUCCAAAGUUCUGGAUUUGCAGUUUGGUUUUCUCAUUUAUUAAUACCAAUCAUCUAAUAUACAUUGUCAAUUUUAUUCAAGCUUGAAGAUCUCAAGUAUCUCCAGUCAUUGCUGAGAAAUCAGUCUACGAGUGCUUCCUUCCUUUUAAUUUUCAGUCUUCCCCCUUGCUUUUAAGUCCUGAAGAAGGGUCAAUUUCUAAAGUGUUGUUGCCAUUAUUUUUUUUUUGCCUUACCAUAUAAUUUUAAAGAAGGAACCAUUUUUCAUUUAUUGUUUUGAUUAGUGCCUACCGGAAAAUGGAGGCAUUUAUCAGGCAAGGGUUUUUAUGGCUGCGUUGAUGAAGUUGGAAUAUUUUGCAGUGCUUGAAAUGAAAAUGUGAUUUAAAAUAUUAAACUCCUUAAACCUAAGGAAUGCCACAUUAAUUUGGUGCAUUUUGAGAUUUACUGUAUUAAGUUUUGAGGAUAUUUUUGCCUUUUUUCUUCCUGUAUCAUCAUUGCUUCAUCCAGAGCUGAUUGCCCUUCAAGUAAUGCUUUUUCUCUUGUUGAAGUUGAUCUUAUGCUGCUAAGUAUUCCAGCUUCGCUAAGUCUAUACCGACUGCAAAAAUAUUUGAUUCCAUGUAGUCAGUUACAGGGUGCAGAAAAAAGAUUUAACAGUGACUUCACUAGUAUGUGAAGUAAACAAACUCUGUGUAUGAAGCAGUAGAUGCAAUCUAACUUGCAAUAUUAUAUCUUUUGCAAAUGGACAUAUUCCUAUUUUGAAUGGCAUCAAAGAAUAAAAAUUUUAGUUUCUGAAUAAACAUGAAAUUUCACAGGUGCUGCAAUUUGAAUAUAACAUACAGGGUGACGAACCUAUGACAGGUGUGCCUGAGAUAGCACGCAAAUAAAAUUUUUUUGGCACUCCGCAUGCAGUGCCAGCCCUUAAUUCUUUAAAGCCCAUCCAUAAUAAAAGGAUACAUAAUAACUAUCUUUACUGCUGUAUGAAGCAACAAUGUUUUUUUACGGUCUGAGAGUAGUGAGAUGUUUUCACAGGAAAUGUCUCCCACCAGCUGAGCGCCAGCUAGACAGUUGUGAAGACACGUGACAUUGGAUGAUACGUUUUGAACUCAGUAUGCAUCAGUAUUUGAAUAGUAAAUGAUUUCAACUAUUUAAAAUUGUUAUUUUUCAAUUGUCUUUUUAAAAUAUUAAUCAUUUUAACAGGUUUUCUAAAAUGCUUCAUUUAUUUCAAUCUGUCUCUGUUAUAAUUUUAUUAACAGUAGAACAAUGAAUACAUGUAAAUAGGUAACCUGAAUCAUCGUUUUUUUCCUUUAAGUCCAUAAUUAUUGUUACUAAUUCAUUAAUCAAUGAUAAUCUCUGCUCCAAAUUACCAUAUCACAUGAAGUUUUUAGAAGAUUAUCGCCAAUUUGGGCACACGUUCUCAAAAAGGUUCACCACUCCUGAAAGGAUGUACCUGGUCUUCCAAAAAAUUUGUUUUCAUUUGACUUAAAUGCAGUUUACUGUGAAAGUGAGAUCAUUUUCGUUUGCAUAAUCUUGGCUGAUGCUGAUGUGGAUAUACUGUAGACAAAAAGCCUAACAAAAGCCUGAUAUAGUAAAUUUAAAUGUUUUAAUUUUAAAGUAAUGUACAUAAUUUGCUGAAACAGAAAGCACACCCAUUUCUCCCUUUCACUUGUCCUGUUAAUACCUUAAAUUGACCACAUUCUCAUGUAUUGUGCAAUUUUUGCUCAUGGAAACAUUUAGCAUGCAUUUACAUUCACUGUAGAAAUGUUUAUAAAAACAAAUACUUUAGAUAUUUGGGAGAAUUCUUGUAAUAAAUGGGCUGUUAAUAUAUGUUGAAUUCAUGUAUAAUUGGUACUAUGUACUAUAUGUAAAAAGCUGAAGAUUCAAAUAAAUGCUUUAGGUGUUGAAAAUCUUCGUCUCUCUUCAUAAUGGAUAAACCUUCCAAAUGGGUAUUUGUCUCACAAUAUUUUUGAUCAUUUUUA